GAGUGGGCUGUGGGUGGUGGUGUUUAAAGGGGGGGGGGGGGGGGGGAUUUACAGACACCUCCAGCUUUCCCUCCCCCCAGCGCGAAUGAUGAGUGACAAAGAAGCGGCUGCUCCGCGCUCCAGGAAACACCGGCUGAUGGCAGCUUUCGAGUCCGGGGAGGAGAGCCCCGGCGCCGGCUCGGCGAACGGCACCGCCCGCUUGCACUGCUUCAUCUGCGGCGGUUGUAUGAGCCCCGGGCGGGAGCAGCGGCUCCAAGUGCGGGCAGGGGGCUGCCGAGGCUCGCCUUAUUUCCCGUUCCUGCUGCAGCAGGAGCCAGCUCCCGGAGCCCGGGGGGUAAGCGCUGAGGGCUGGGUACAGGUCUGCUCCGUCUGCCGCUGCUUCCUGGGCGAGCAGUGGGAAUCCUUCGAGAGGACCCGCACCCCGGUCGACAAGCGCAUGUACUGGCUCAAGAGACCGCACCAGUGCGACAGCCGCACCGUGCCCCAGGAGUGGAACCCCAGCUACGAGCCCGAAGCCUGCAGCGUGGGGCACGGCAGCAAGGAGGCGCUCGACUCCUCUGUCUCCUCCUUGUCUGACCAGGACCUGACUGACCAGGAGCUGGAGACCCCCGCUCCCACUCACCGCCGGGGCUCUUCCCUCGCCCCUUCCCCCCGGGCCGGCCGACCCCUCUCGCCGACCGCCGACCACCGCUCUCCACCGAGCGAGACCCCGGCCCGCCGGGCACCCCCGGGCGCGGGAGACUCCUCCGGGGACGAGUCCCACCCGCCUGGACCCCGGGAGCGAGGGGGCGGGGUGGUCGCCAAGGGUGGGGGCCCGGCCUGCUUCGUGUGUGGUGCCGGCCUGCCCCCGGACGCUGGGCACCAGGUCCACGUCCACAAGCAGGAGGGCGGGCCCUGCCGGAGGCCCUUCUUCCCCUUCCUGUGGCUCCACCGACCCCCGCCCGGGGCUUGCCCCCUGAGCCCCGGGGGCAGCACCCUGGUGUGCACAUUCUGCCACGCAUCGCUCAUGCAGCAGUGGAGGGGCUUUGAGAUGGCCAACGUGCCCGUACUGCAGAGGCUGUACAUGGUGCCCUUGAACACCGGAGUCCUGGGCACGGCACUGACGAGCCCCCCGGGUGAGAGGGAGCCCAGUGGCGGUAGGGAGACCCCAGGCCAGGAGUGCUACCUGUGCGGCCAGGACUGUAGCAGAGACGCCAAGGCUGUGCGUUCGAGGAGCAUCGACAAUGGUGGUGGUGGUGGCAGUGCUCGGGACGGCCCCAUGUACUUUCCGUUCAUUCGCCUCCUGCCCCGUCCCCCGAACGGCCCGGAGAUGAGUGAGUGCGGGGAGGUCCGAUGCUGUGACGAUUGCUAUGCGGUGUUGAAGGACACAUGGGGGGCCUACACCGCUACUGGACGGGAGGAGCUGAUCUCGUCCGCCCAGGCCUUCCUCACGCGGUACCUGCGGAUGAGCGGCGCCGCCGGUGGCCCUCGCCCGAACCCGGCGACCGGGCAGGUGUUCAGGGCGGCCCGGGUCACGGUCUGCCUAUUGUGUGGCGCGGAGCUGGAGCCGGGCCGCGAGUUCCAGUUGAACGUCGACCCCCCUGGCCGCCACAGCCAGCGUGAGCCCUUCUUUCCGUUCCUGGCAAGCCGCCCGCGCACGGCCACCGUCCGGCCUGUAGAUUCGACCAGCCCAGCGUCAGCCUGCGUCCUGUGUUACCAUGACCUCCUAGAGCAGUGGUGGAGGGGGAAGAACACUCAGCAUCCCAGCAGCCCCUGGUCCCGGCAGUACAAAGUGGACACCUUUGUCUGCUUCUUCUGCAGGCAGGAGAGAAAGCGUCACCUCGGCCUGAAAGCCAUCACGGUAAACCGACUCCCUGUCUUCCUACAUACCCCUCGAGUGGCCGAGACUCUCGUGGUGGAUGAUGGUGAGCAGCUGAUAGUUGGGGCGUGUGAGGAUUGCAGGGCUAUGGUACUGGCUGGAGGCACCUUCAAACAAGGAACCCGCACGGAUUCGUUAUCACCACCCAGUCACGUGAAGGACACGUCUUUGCCGCCUCACCUUUCCAGUCUGAACAAGAAGCAGGGCACGUGGAGCUCUCCUCUGGGGAGAGGGGAGCCUUCAGAGGGGAUUAAGCAAGUCAGCCCAGGCGCCAUCUCAACACACUCGCCUCGGCCAACAGUGGAUGUGGGGAGUUGGGACCACAAAACCACAAGCAUGAGCCAUGAGCCAAAGUCACCUUCACUGGGAAUGAUCUCGACCGCGACUCGGACGACAGCCACCGUAAGCCCCCUCAACCCAUCCUCCCUCAAUGGCUCCAUAGUGCCCAAUGGCAGCCCGGCAGCUAACAGCACCUUGUCGGUACCGUCAGCACACUCUGCCAGCUUUGCAGCCGCACUCCGCAAACUCGCCAAACAAGCCGAAGAGCCCAGAGGUUCUUCAAUAAGCAGUGAGUCCUCACCGGUUUCUUCCCCAGCAACCAAUCACAGCUCUCCUGCCAGUACACCCAAAAGAGGCCCAAUUGGACCCAUCCUUGUCCCGACAGCUGGUCACAGCGUUCCCAGUACUCCCCCUGUGGUGACCAUCGCGCCAACCAAAACUGUUAAUGGGCUUUGGCGGAGUGAAAGCAGGCAGCCGGAAGCAGUGUCCAGGGGCCCCAGCAGAGAGCGAAUGCACACAGAAUCACAGCACCAGUCGGAGAAGGGAGCUCCAUCUAUCACAUCUCAUCUCCUGGCCACCCCUUAUGCAUUUGGCCUCACUCAUAGCACAAUGGUCCAGGAGUCCCGAUUCCCUCCUCUCAAUCUGCAGCGACCCAUUCCUCACGUGGUCACACCAGGGGGUGUGCAAGAAGAAUAUCUCCGCAGCUUCAGGCCGUAUCACACUGGCGAGGAGCUCCGCAUGCCUUCACUGCCACCAAUGGGCCUUGAGGCAGCUACUGCUUACUACCACCCCAGCUAUCUCGCACAUCACCCAUUCCCUCACCCGGCCUUUCGAGUGGAUGAUUCAUACUGUCUUUCAGCCCUGAGGUCACCUUUCUACCCGAUUGCAAGCCCUGCCUCCCUGCCUCCCCUUCACCCUUCUGCCAUGCACCUGCACCUACCUGGGAUGAGGUUCCCAGCAGAGCUGUCCCAUUCUUCACUGACUGCCCUACAGUCAGAGCGUUUGUCAGAGAGGCUCCAAAUGGACGAAGAGCUCCGCCGAGAAAGAGAACGGGAGCGAGAGCGGGAAAAAGAGCGGGAGCGGGAAGCAGAGCGCGAGAAGGAGAGAGAGCGUGAGCAGGAGAGGGAGAAGGAGCUGGAAAGAGAGAAGGAGAAGGAACGAGAGAGGGAGCGUGAGCGGGAGAUGGAGCGAGAUCGGGAAAGGAACAGGGAAAAGGAAUUGAAUGCAGCAAAAGCAAUGGAAAACCAUUACUUACACAUGCCAGAACUGCCCAGUCUACGAGGCCAACAGAUAGACGAUAGAGUGAAGGCUACAGAGAGAUUAACACCAAACCGAGCAGAUAAGCCCAAGGAUUUUGCACUGACAUGCCCUAAAGCAGUCCAUCCAAACCUGCACCAGUCUUCCAUGUCACACCAUUCUGUCCCCACCCUCAUCUCCAACCACAACAGUUUUGUCUCCCCUGGAAGUAGCUCGGCCAUGCUGCUGCAGAGGAACAAUGAGGAAGAGAAGUGGAUGGCCAAGCAGCGGCAACUACGGCAAGAGAAGGAGGACCGGCAGUACCAAGUGUCCGAGUUUCGGCAGCAGGUACUUGAGCAGCACUUGGACAUUGGCCGACCAGGCUCACAGAGUGAGGUGGAGCACAGGGACUCUGUCAGAUCUGGACUUGGUCACCAUGAGCUGUGUGGCAGAGAGCAACCCCAGCAGAUAGGAGCUCCGCCCCCACUCAUUUCCCCCAAACCCCAGCAUAAGGAGCACCAUUCCAGCCCAGCUGUCCUGUGGAAUCCAGUGACCCUGAUGGAUAACCACACCGAGUCCCGUAAGAGCCACGAUCACCACAUGCUGAACAACUACGCUGGCCACUACGACACGCACCGGCAGGUGGGUCCGCCAAUCAAGAUAGAGAAGAUCCACAGCCAGGAGGAGAGUGCCAAGAGGCGUGACGGUCCUGAGAAGUAUCAGCCAUCGCGGGGCCCGGGCUCCCUGGAGCAUGCCUCACACUCUCACUCUUAUGGCCCUCCGUUUGCAGAGCUGGAGAAAUCUGCCCAGUCCAUUCUUAACCAGCAGCGAAUGUCCGUGCCCUAUCUCGGGCCGUGCAGUGACAUGAGCUUAUUGCACAAGUCAACAUCCACCUACAGACAGCCCCUGAGCCUCCCACGAGCCCCAGGGCCUAUGUAUGUCUAUGAUGAACUCUUGCAGCGCUACCGAAGGCUGAUAAGCAAGUUGGACCUCGAGGAGAAGAAGCGGAAAGAGGCUAAAGAGAAAGGUUAUUACUAUGACUUUGAUGACUCGUAUGAUGAAAGUGAUGAAGAGGAAGUUCGAGCACAUCUCCGGCGAGUCGCUGAGCAGCCACCUCUGAAACUUGAUGAUUCAUCUGAGAAACUGGAUUUCCUCCGAGUCUUCAGCCUGACCACCCAGGCCCGGAGGGAAGAGCUGCUGAAGCAGAAGCGACGCAAGAGGCGCCGGAUGUUGAUGGAGCGGAGUCCUUCACCACCUCCGGUCUCAAACAAGCGGCAGGCCCCCUCACCGCGGCCCCUACCCACCAACAAGUACAGCGCCGACGAAAUGAACAGCACUCCCGACCUGGCCGAGAAGAAGAGAUUCCUGACGUCUUUCAGCCUCGCUCACAUCAUCCCAGAGAAAAGAAAAGAAAAGGAGACCCUGAUAGAAAUGAUCCAUUCCAUAAAACAGAAGACCCGGCCUUCAGAAGCACCUUUUAAAUACCUCUCCCCUCCAUCGUGUACCAGUUCCAGCUCAUCUCAGACUGCGAGCACAGCCGAGUCUUCUACCGCUGCCGAUUCCGAUAGGCCGCCAAGCGCCACCCCCGCCAUGCCAGAACUCCGGAAGAGCACUGAGCCAGCCCGUGCAGAGCCAGCGAAAGUCUUGGAUGCCACCUCAAGGCCCAAGGAGCUGGGCCCGCAUGCUGACAAACGCAGGCCUAUGGAAGGGCCUGUCGGGAGCCGGACAGUAAGCGUGCUCACGAAUGCCACGGCCGCCCUCCAGAAAGACAGCUGUGGCACUGGGCACAGCCUGAACGAGAAAAGAAAGCCCUGGGAAGUGUUCAUGGCGGAGGACUUUGCCCAGCAGUUUCAUGAGUCCGUGCUGCAAUCCACGCAGCGAGCGUUGCAGAAGCACAAAGGUACCACGGCGACACUAACUGCGGAGCAAAAUCACAAGCUGGAUGCCUCUGUCCGCUACAACAUUCCUGAGAUGCACUCUGCCAGCAGAGCCGAGUUUACGCACCAGAAUGGCCAGCACAGUGCCACCCAGACCAGGAAAGGGAUGGCAUGUGAGCGUGAGGAGGAAACUGACAAUGAAGAUGAGGAGGAGGAGGAGGAGGAGGAAUUGAGACCUUUCCAUUCAAAGUGGCAGGGCAUUGAAGCUGUCUUUGAGGCUUACCAGGAAUAUGUGGAAGAACAAAAUAUUGAGAGGCAGAUUCUACAGGCCCAGUGCAGACGUCUGGAAACCUUUCAUUAUAACCUUAGCCUGACUGCAGAACAGCUUUCCCUCAGUAUGUCGGAGCUACUGGCUCAGAAGCAGAAAGUUGCCUCUGAAAGGGAAAGACUCCAAUCCGAACUGGACCACUUAAGAAAGUGCCUUGCACUCCCAACAAUGCACUGGUCUAGAAGCUAUUCCAAGUCAUACCCAAGGUGACAUCCCUGUUAGCUCGGUCACAGCGUAGAGAAACUAUUUUGUUAUCCUGGUAUUUAAUAUUCCCAUUGGAAUUGAUACUCUAGGCAAGACCUAAGCAUACGUGCCACAUAUGAAGCAAAGGGUCAAAGGAUAAAUGACCUAUUUGAACGAACACUGCAAUGCAACUAUAACAAGACUCCUGGAUCUAUUUUUACAUAAAUUUGCUUAAGGAAACUUUUUUUUUCUAGCCUGUUUGAUCUGAUCAUCAUUAUUCUGUCCCCUUUUUUCUGGUUAAAAGGAAAAGUCAAUUUGCUUUUUAGAGUGCGGGGUUGGGAAGACCUCAUUCUGACCUCCAGAGCCAACACUAACCCAUUCAGUGUACACAUUGACUCCUUUGCUCGAGUGGCUUAUUAUGGCAGCAUGGACAGGAAGCAGUGGCAGUCGGACUUCUCGUGUGGAUGUUUCUUUGCCCGAAAGAAAAGAAGCAGGGGAGCCAAAGUCGCCGGAAGAUGCUGCAAGUGCUGACCCCAUGAGAUUGACGGACCUUGCUGUCCGCCUCCGUUCACUGGAUUCCCCAUCCAUCAAUCUGCCAAAAUCCUUGGAAAUCUCUUCCUGUUCCCACAUUCCCAGACCUGCUCGCACUCCCACCCACAAGUAAAAAGCAUCCGAAAUACUGGCUCCUCUUCACAACCCUUGUACUGCAACUGAACCAGGCCACAACAGGACAGUUCAAGACUCGUUCGGAUAAUAAGGCUUUUUUUUAUUUAAAAAAAACAAAAAAUGCACUUAAGGCGAUUGAAGGUACCUUUAAACCAGAUUUAACUUUUAAAUCACAAGAGAUGCAUGUUACGGAGCUGAGUGUGUGCAUUAAAAAAAGUAGCAAGACGGGAGCCUGAAGGGCAGGGGUUUUUUUAAUUAAAAAAGUAAAUAAAAAGGAUUUUUCACACAAGAGGUGCUUUGCCUUGUACUGUAUAUAAAUGAAAACAGAUUUUGUAUGUUUUUAUUACUUUAAUUAUUGUUAUUAAAGCUUGCCAUUUUUAAUAUGUUUCUGCUUUGGCAAAUAUCUUGCUUUUAGUGUUCGUACUGCUGCUGGUCAGGACAAAAAAAAAUUUAAAUGUUUUUAAAAGUAAAUCUGAAAAAGAAAGCGAGCGAGCUGGUUUUCACUGGUGCAUGCGCUGUCACUCUAGUUUUCAUGUGGCACCAGUUUUAAGAUUUCUGUACAGGAGGAUUCAAGGCCUCUACACCCUGCACCCCUCCCCCCAGCCCCCAUUCUGCCUCCCCACCCCAUUCCUCCCCUUUCCUUGCUCCCUGUUAUUUAUAUGUGCUCGGGACAGGCGAGCACUCCAGGUGAUGUGUGGCUGUAUCAGCUGCUUUAACUUUCCUUCUGUUGUACUGUAAUAUUUCGUACCUAAUUUGCACUCGCCUAUAAUGGGCACUCAAUCUGUUUCAUGUCAAAAAAGAUUCCCUUUAUGCUUGGAGAGUUAGCACUCAUUAAAAUUGGAAGACGUACAUGGCUUGGAAAAUUUCCCCUUUCAAGGCGCACUUGUGAAAAAGCCGAUUUGGAUCUCCCUGUCUAAUGGUGCAUUUUUGUAUAUUGGAAAGAACUUUCUAACUUUCCUCUCUUUUCGCAUCCAUAGAGCACUGUCACUGAUGGCAGAGUGGACUGAGGGAUUAUCCACAUUUGAUAGUUGAUGAAUGAGUGUUAUAUCAGGUAUUGAAAGGGUUAAAUAUGCAUUUUCUGGUUUCCUCCACCACCUGCCCAGCUGUUCUAUUAGGCCUGUACGAGUUUAGAAUGGUACUGAGUUGGGAGAAUGGUGUACUGUGGGAUAGCACAGGAUAAUGUGACUCAUUGUAACUGUAAUCUCCAAACUCCCCCCUUGGUGCAAGGUCAGGGUGGACUACAGCCGUGACAGUCCAUCAGAAAUCCUCUCUGGGAAUUCAUAAAACAGAAACAUUAGUUACGACACCCUGAGGAGGGAGGAGAACAAAUACAUUUCUAUGCCCAUUAGUAUUCUGUGAUGCAUCUUUCUUAAUCCUUCUCCCAUGCAAGAUAUAAACAGCUCUUUUUAACCAAGGGUGUUAUAUUCCUAAACCAUGAACUUUUCUUCCUGUAUGCGCAGAUAAAAUUAAAAGGAUGGAAAAUGUCAACAUUUUUUGCUAUUCAUUCAAAACCUGUAACACUGCAAGUGAGACGUCUUUUCUUUGCAGAUUCCAGACUUUAGUCCCAUUGUAAGUGAAGCAUUCAGCAGUAUUUCUUGCAGGUCAGUUUCUUUAAAGCAAUAUGCAUUAGAAGUCUUGACUUAUGGAUGUCCCUGCUCCUUGUGUGAGGGCAAAUGCAUUCUCCCACUUCUCAUCCAGAAUUGUUACUCCACUUUUUUUUUAAAAAAAAAUUCUGUUCCACCAAGUGCAGAGUUUCAGAAUAAGCAUUUUUUGUUUUUGAAAAAGAAAUAAUGGGAAUGUUUACCCCACUACUAAGCUAUUGUUUGACUUAUCCAACAAAAUUUCAACCCAUUUUUUAAAAAAAAAUGGUUAUUUGGUAUUUUGCGUUUCCCUACCCUCACAUGUAGACAGCAUAUAAAGGGGGAGGAGGAGAAAACUGAUAGUAAAACUUUUCAUCCACAACAGCACCCCCCACUCCUUUUUUACAGCAGUUGCUGUACCUUGAUUAAUGGAGUGCAGCCAGCAAUCCAUUGGGUGAACUGUGCUUUUCUUUAGUAAGUAUGAGUCACCAAGAGGUUAAAGAAGACAAGAUUUAUUUGCGGGGAGACUUUAGCGGCAUUUCAUUUGAGUGUUGAGUGCAAGGUUAAUUGUGCAUGGGAGUGCCACUGCCAAUCACUUAGAGGCUCAGUCAGACUGCACCUCUUCCUGAAUGGGUUUUGUGCCAUACAUUGCUCCUAUUGUGAACCAUGGUGUACUUACAGGCAAAGCCAACCCUCCACUGCAAACAGUUCAAGCUUUCAAUGAUUUUCUGUGUUGGAGAGACAAGCUGUCACUAGGUUCUCUUUUGUUCAUUGGGUGUUACCCACCUGAAAAGACCAAGCGCAUCCAGUUCACCAUGUAGCGCAGUUGCGAUGGGACCUGCUCAAUGUGAUACAGAGCCUUCCGCGUUAGAAAGGUUAUGCAGAUUGUCACAAAACUUCAGACUAGACCAUGUUGUCCUGACCGGGGGCAAAUCAGCCUGGGUUCCUGCCCCUGCUCACUUUCACAUUAGACUCCAUCUGUGCAUGGGUGUUGGGCAAAGAUAUUUAAAAGCAUAGAAUCCGAGCCCCCUCACUGUAAAAUCUCCUGUGAUUUGCACUGCCACACGGGAAGAGAAACUUGAGUUGAAGUACUGGAUGGUGGCUGGUAACCCAUGGGAUCAUACCCUAGCAAACUAGCAAUCCAUUCUUGCUGUUUAUCAACUUGAAGUCUAGUUGGUCCUAAUAUUCUGCACUACUGCAGGUAAUUCAUUCUUCUUCUAAUGACUAACAGAUAUGAUGGGGUGGGAGCAGGGGCUGAAAGCAGGAAUUAUAUGAUGAAUAGAAAGGGUUUCCUUAUGUGCUUUAUACUGUAUUUAUACUGUAUAACAAAGAUAUGUGCUUACCCACAUGCUCCAUCUACGAGAUUGGCUACAACAAAUCCCAUUUUCUCCAGACUCAGUCCCAGGUACACUAUUUAUUCAGUGACUGAGAUAGAUGCUGUCUUAUCCUCUGUGUCUUCAGUCAGUUUUCUUGCUGACUAGGGCUUUGUUAAUGACAUUACAAUUGAGCUGUCCAGAAAAUGAAGUAUAACUGAUAAUCCAUAACCUGGUUUCUCUCUUAUGAUUUACCAUCAGCCAUUUACCUUGGCUGCCAAAGUAUUAAUACACCAACAUACAGAAACUGCCAUCAUUGUCAGUUUAGUUCAACUCUGAUAGGAUACGUGCUUAAUAUAAGUCAUUGCAUGACAAACAAUGUCACACUGGUAAAUUUUUAACAUGGCAUAAGGUGUAUGAUUAUGAUGCACAAUACAGCUUCAUUCUAAUACUUGAAGACGCCACCAAUAACGUAUUGCUUGCUGUGUCUUUCAGCCUGCAUUUACUUAACUGGUAUGUUGGACUAGGUACUACCCAUUGGGUAUUCAGUUUGAUAGCUGAGUGCUGCAAAGCUUGGCUUUCUACCAAGUGUCUUCUGACCUGACUGGAAUUUCCAAUGAUUUUCUUCCAAAUGACACUAUCUUGACCAAUCCAUGUUUAACUUGGAAAACUGUAACCCUUAUCAUCUUUGCCAUUGUUUUCCAAACCAUUGAACAAUAAGAAACUGCUCAGUACUGCAUUUGAACCCAAUGAAUGAACACAGUGUCCAAAAGGCUUUCAAACUCAUACCAAAUACAACUAAAUCAAAUUCGGAAUUUACUUUGUCUCCCAAAGACUGAUUUUAUUUUCAAGAAAAUUGUGCACAUCUCUCCAAUUAGGAAAUGCGGAAGUCAGUAUUUGAAAUAUGUAGCUGCUAUUGAUAACCAAACUCUGUACAGGCACUCAUUUGGGAAGGUUAACAUAUUUCCCACUAGCAGCAUCCUUGAUGAUAAAGCAUACUUGGCUAGGGAACACAAUGGAUUUUUACAUUCAACCAGUUGGCACAUAAGCGUGCUGGUGUCUUUUUUUGUAUAGCUACUGUUCAAGCUCUUCAGUUUAUUUGGACUUUUGAAUUGAAACGCAACACUGUGACCUGGCAACUGAAUCCUUAUACUACAACAGUUAUAAAAAUACAGGCUGAGAACUGAUACAACUUGCCUGUUUAAAGUGAAGAAACUCAAGGAUCUGUUAAUUCUUUGCAAAUUUGACUUCUGAUGGAAAAGCAUCUUUGUGUUGGUGUUUUGCAAGACUCUCAAAUUUUUGUCCAGUAUUAUUGAGAAUGUGAUGCCAUCUACUUUUGAUGAGAUUACACAGAUGCCAUCUCUAUUGGAACUGGCCUUGGUUGUACACCUACUUGCAGGAGUGUGCAUUUGAUGAGGGAAUCUAGUCAAAUAACAACUCCAUUCCCAUCUCAUUGUGAGAAGCUCAAGGACAGAGAGGCAAUUACCUGUGAGAUCAAGAUGAGGUCAAUGUGACUGUUAAUCCAAAGAAGAAUAGCAGUGUUUCUUAGGAGCUUAAAUCAAAAAGCAGGCAGUUCUAGAUGAUACUUUAAUUCUAUUUGUCUUGAGUGCCACCAUAGAGCCUUGUUGAGACAACUUGUGAUUUUUAUUCUGAGAACUAGUACAGAACUUACUGAAGUGCCCUAUAAAAACUAAUGCCAAUGGCAGCAGGUGGAUACCCCUUCACACUUGGACUGAUGAAGCAAUGCUUUGUCGGACAGCACUAUAUUCCCCCCGCCCCACCACAACCUCUUUAUGUAGGUCACGAGUGGCCAUGAUGAACACCAAAGGAUAGCGGAAAUGCCUGUUUCCGGGCAAUGAGAAAUCACCUGCUGCAGCAAAUCAUUUACCGUCCUAUCUUCAGCUACAAACCUUACGAACUGGGUGCUUAAGUGCAACAGAAUUGACAAACAAUAGUGCAUACCUUUUAGCCAUGAUUCCCACUUUGCAGUCAACAGGUCUGUUGCUAAUAACCCACUUCUCUAUGUCAUACACCUGCUUUUCACAAGCAGAGCUGCCUUUGUAGGUCAUUGCAACUAUAAAUCUGCCACCGGAUAGGUUGGACUAUAGCUCUGCACUUCUAUUACAGCCUGUGCACAUUCAGUGUAUCAUUUUCUUUUGAGGGUGGAAGGUGAGACCUCCAUUAUAAUGGGGGGUUUGGGUGGGGUGGGUUGAUGCUGU
This is a messenger RNA of Stegostoma tigrinum, 11539 nucleotides long. It is a transcript of the gene gse1b, whose product is annotated as Gse1 coiled-coil protein b. The record is from RefSeq and is a predicted model, not a curated record. Lineage: Eukaryota; Metazoa; Chordata; Chondrichthyes; Orectolobiformes; Stegostomatidae. Bases 86 to 5788 code for a protein of 1900 amino acids. The transcript is spliced from 17 exons.